Messenger RNA from Anopheles maculipalpis, 5740 nucleotides. Its product is annotated as inactive rhomboid protein 1-like. The transcript is spliced from 7 exons. Gene Ontology annotation, cellular component: endoplasmic reticulum membrane. Gene Ontology annotation, biological process: regulation of protein secretion; regulation of epidermal growth factor receptor signaling pathway. Lineage: Eukaryota; Metazoa; Arthropoda; Insecta; Diptera; Culicidae. Gene Ontology annotation, molecular function: serine-type endopeptidase activity. Bases 174 to 5549 code for a protein of 1791 amino acids. The record is from RefSeq and is a predicted model, not a curated record.
UAAAAAAAAGCCUUCAAGGUGGAAGGAUUCGCACGGGAGCGAAACGCACUACAAUGCCACAGCGAAAGACGGCGGCGGAAAGACCGAGUGCGGCGAGACGUACGACGCCCCUAUAGCGGGACCCGGUGGACGCCGGGCAAGUGAACACCUCCACCAGCGGGACGUCCUACCCGAUGGAGGACGGUGCAGAGUACGGCCAUGCCGGCAUCCAACAUCACAUGCCCUCUUCCUCCUCGUCCUCCUCUCAUCCGCAACUAUCCAAAGAGCUGACGCACCAUCACAACCAAUCCCAACAGCAAUCGCACCAUCGUAACCAUGCACACCAAUCGCAGCAGUCCCAUCAUGUGAAGCUCCUGCAACAGCAACAACAACAACAACAACAACAGCACCAAUCCCAACCUUCGCAACAACAUCACCUAUCGAACGUUCCGGCAUGGUACGCGGGAUCCUCCGGUGGAACGCUUCGUUCGGCAAGUUCUGGCCGGCGGGCAUCGUACGGCCACAGUCAGUACGGUUCGCAGCAGCAACAGCAACAACAGCAACAACCACCCCUAACACUACCCCCCUCGGCCGUCAAUUAUCACGAAAUGGCCGACACGAUUUCGAUCGGCAGUGGACAUUCGGCCCAUCGCAGCUACAUCGAACAACACCCAAUACAGUCGCAAGCACAGCAGCAGCAGCAACAACAACAACAGCAGCAGCAACAUCUUCGAGGAGGAGUUGCCGGUGGGUUGCUGAUAGACCGACACGGUACCACCGGCACGGACCGGUUCGGUGCGUUAGAUGAUCCGCUCAGCACUAGCUGCCUGCAGCCUCCGUCGCCGGCGCCGAGUAAUGACCACUACGUGAUGGGACUGCCAGCGCCGGGUCCAGCACCGGUCAGCCAUCACUACACCGACAGCCGACAUUAUGGCACGAUUCAGCGACGGACAGCGAGCCCCUCGAACAUCAGAUACCGGCACAGCUUGACGGAGAACUAUCGGGACAUUUCGCCGCAGUGCGACCGGUACAUACCGCCGCCGGCACACUUUCUCGGUGCCGACACCUACGGCUACCUCGGCUCGAACGUGCACACACCGAUCAAGCGUUACGUGCCGACACCGCCACCCCAGGAACCACCCUAUCCACCGUUGGGUGGUGCCGGUUCUACCAACGCAAAGACCCAAGCACUCAUGAGUGCUCUGCUGGGGCAUCAGGGACAGCAGCGGGCCGGCCAUUCUUCGUCACAUGCCCACCAUCCGCAUCAGUACGCGUACGCCACCAGUACACUUCCGUACGGUUUUCGUGUCAAGAGUGGAGGUGGUUCGGGCGGUGGUGCUAGUGGUGGUGGGAACGGUACGAAUGUUACUGUCCCAGCCGAUCCCACCACCAUAUCGCCCCCGAAGGGUUUCGAAACACCCGACCACCUUUACGGUAGCAUCAGCAACAGCACCACAGGCAACAUUGCCGCCAGCAGUAGCAGCAGCAUCAAUACACCGCCAGCCCGUGUUCGACCUCCCAAGUGCCCGUCGUCUUCCCUCGGUAGUGGGCCAUCGCACAAUACUUCCACCCUGCCCCACGCUACGUCCGCCAGUGGGCAUGUGUCGCGAAGCAGCAGUCGCCAUUCGACGCAAGGUUCGUCCAGUACGAAUGGUACAGGUAACGGUAUGAGUAGCAGCAGCACCACUAACAGCUACCGAAUGUCCCGGACGUCGAGCGCAGAAUUUUUGGAACAGCCACGGGGUAGCUAUCGCGUAUCGACACCAGUGAGCGUGAUGAGUGAACCGAACGGUGGAUCUUCUGGUGGUAGUGCGUCUUGUCUGCACUGUAACACACUCCGGCGGACGACCGGUGUACAUCAGACAACGCAAACGACCGGACCGAUUAGUCCGCAACCGAUUGGACCAUCCGAUGCGAACAGCUGUCAUUCGGUGCCGGCCAGUCCCGCUUCACUCACCUCACCGCAACAGCUGGCGGGCGCUAGUAUGACAUUGGUAUCGGUAGGGCCGGGCUCAGCUUCACCUCAUCCACAGCAACAGCAGCACCAUCUGACGACGUCUCAGUACAGCCAGGCACAGCAAAACCAACCCCCGUCCUCUUCACUGCACAUUCCAUCAGUUCAAGGCAUUGCAACAGCACAAUCACAGCACUCGCAAACGUACGAUAAUCUGAACGAAGGCACUGGAACACUGGACCGCGACACUGGCGCCACGAUUCCCCGGAAUGCUAGCAAACAUCAGUUUGUACAGUCGAAUCGAGUCGAGACGCCCUCGAUGGAGAAUCUGCUCAGUGCCAGCAGUAGUCGAUCGUUGUUGCUCCAACAGCAACAGCAGCAAUACACAUCCCAAGCGGGUCCAUCUCCGUGUCAGCAACAGCAACAACCGACAAGUGCGACGCCCACCCUGGUCCCGCUAGCACAACCGCCAUCCACAGCACAACAAUCAAUACCACCGCAACAACCGCAACUGACCAGUCCACAGCAACAGAACGUCCCAGCAGAGCAGCUUCAGCCCCAGCCGCAGCAAGUACAACCGUCGCCCUCACCACAGCAGAUAAUGCCACAACCACCGAUCAUAAUGCCCGCCCAGCAAGUGAUAUCCUCACCCGCCAUCGUACCCUACGCCAUGCCGGCACACGCCCUCCAGGCGCACGGAGGAUCGCUGAACGAUUCGCCGGCUUCUACGCUCCAGCGCAGCAGUAACGCUCAGCUGCUCCGCAUUCCUCAGUCGAACCUAUCCUGCAAACAGCGCGUCAAGGAAUACUUGCGACGCGAAACGGCCAAAUUCUUCGGCGUACCGAUCCAGGACGAGGAGUACGAGCGUACGAAAUGGGAUGAUCGGCAGCGUCGCUUCGCCUGCCGGCGGUUUGGCUCAUUGCGUGAGGAUUACGAUCGUGAUGGACAUGCGAUGCACGGUAAUGUGCCGGGUAUGCAUCAUCCGCACCAUUACCAUGCCAACGAACAUCACCAUCAUGGACACCAUGGUCCAAACCAUGGUCAUCAAGCCGCAUCUCUAGCACCCUCCGACCGACCCGACAUUCUUCCGGCACAAAGUCAGGACGAGCGGGAAACGGAACUGAGUAGACGGCAGCGUGCCAACCCACACUACGCCUCUGCCCAGGAUCAGCAGGGUGAUGUGUAUCUGAUACGCGCCGAACGCAAACCAUCCGUACCGGCCGUUAUCUGCAGUGGACUUAACUUCAUCGUGCAAAGCAUCACCCGAAGGCGACUCCGGACGCACAAACAGUGGUCGCGAAGUUUUGCACCGGCACACGUGGAGCUUACCGGGUUGGAUGGAGCGGAUGGUUCGGAGGUACACUGUGAUGGGCUCGCUCCGAUACAGGACGGUGAAGCGUUUUUCGAUACACCGACGGCGGUGGGUCCGGUCGGAAUUGGACAGCAAGACCGCAUCCAGCAGGGUGGACUGAUGGCGCAUGACAACUCCCGGCAGUUGUUCGUAUCGGAUGGAGAUCGUGCGACGGGCAGUGGGAUAAUAAAUGGUUGGAGAACCAAGUCAGCGGAACUGCAUCACCAGCAGCAGCAGCAGCAACAACAGCAACAACAACAGCAGCAAGCUGUCCAGGCAGGAGGUCAGCAAGGACAGGCGGCGGUCCUGGUGCAACAACAAAACCAAGAUCAAGGAGGACAGCCAGCCAGCAGUGGCAUCUAUGGACAACGAAUCUCAUCCCACAUCUUAGACGGUGUGUUGGACAACUCGCUGCGACCGGUCCGCAAUCGGGUCAAAUUGUUACGACCCAAUCUGCUCGACGAACGGUACGACUACCGGCCCUUCUUUACCUACUGGAUCAACACGGUGCAGAUCGUGGUGAUGAUCCUAUCGCUCAUCUGCUACGGUUUCGGACCGAUCGGUUUGGGCAUGGAGUACCGCUCGGCACAGGUUCUCGUGACAAGUUUAAGCUUGCAACAGGUACAUCAUCAAGAACCGCGAAACAUUUGGAUCGGUUUGCGCAGUGCUGACCUGAUACAUCUAGGCGCCAAGUACGGUGCCUGUAUGAGACGCGAUACAAAGAUUCUGGACGUGGUGUCCCGGACGCGUAAGCACGAGCGGGAAACGGCUUGCUGCAUACGGAACGACGAUUCUGGCUGUGUACAGAGCUCUCAAGCGGACUGCUCCAUUCGUGGUUGGCCAUCGAAAACGAUCGCAACAUGGAAAAAAUGGUCUCCCGGUGAAUCGGGACCCGGAGGACGCAUCUCGGGCAGUGUUUGUGGGCUCGAUCCAAAGUACUGCGAUGCACCGGCUUCCAUUGCACCGCACGAGUGGCCGGACGACAUCACCAAGUGGCCUAUCUGUCGGAAGAACAACCAGCUAUCGCAGCGGUUCCGCUUCAAGGACCACACAGCCGAACAUAUGGUGUGCGAGGUGAUUGGCCAUCCGUGCUGCAUCGGUGUGUACGGCGAGUGUCGCAUCACGACCAGAGAAUACUGUGAUUUCGUUCACGGGUACUUUCACGAGGAGGCAUCCCUAUGUUCGCAGGUCUCGUGCUUGAACGAUGUUUGUGGCAUGUUUCACUUCAUUGCCAUUGACUAUCCGGACCAGUUCUAUCGGCUCUUUACGUCGCUGCUACUGCACGCCGGUCUCAUCCAUCUGAUCAUUAGCGUUGCCUUCCAGCAUCUGCUGCUGGCCGACCUGGAACGUCUGAUAGGACCGAUGCGGACGGCCAUCCUGUACAUUGGAUCGGGCAUUGCGGGCAAUCUGACGAGUGCGAUCUUUGUGCCGUAUAAGGCGGAGGUGGGACCUCUGCCGUCGAUUGCGGGCGUGCUGGCGUCACUGAUGCUACAGCUCGUACUGUGCCAUUGGAAGAGCUUGAAGAAACCACACAUAGCUAUGAUCAAAUUGCUUAUCCUCGGCUGCACCCUGUUCGGGCUGGGGACACUGCCACUGCAGCAGAACUUUACCGGGCUGAUUGCGGGCCUGCUGACCGGUAUAGCACUCACGCUAGCAUUUGUACCAUUUGUGAACGUAACGAAACAUAGCCGUAAGAGUAAGAUCAACCUCAUCUGGACGUGUGUGACGCUGCAGUUCGUUCUGUACGCCAUCAUGUUCAUCAUAUUUUACGCCUUCCCGACGCUGUUCGAGUCGCUUAACUUCAUCGACGGCAAUCAGCUGAUGGAUCCGAAUGCCGGCCAUGGCUAUCACGACCAUUACAGCUUGUAUGAUGGCUACAACAACUACAAUCCACUCGGCGGUUCAGGAGGCCACUCGGGGACCGGUAGUGGUAGUGCUGGUGGACAUAACCACGGACAUGGGUCUGGUGGUGGUAGUGGUGGAAGCGGCGGCAUCAGCAAUGGAGGAAAUGGAGGCGCUGGAACUGGUGGUGGAAAUCACAUUAUCGGCACGUACAACAACAAUUACAAAUCUUCCGGUGGCAACGUAAUGCACAAUCAUCACGACUACACGGGCGGUGGCAAUGUUAUGCCCGGUGGGCCAAAUCGGAACGGGCUCGGUGGGGGUCGCAGUUCGACCGGUAAUAAUCUACUGAAGACGAUUAGUCUGUGCGAAAAGGGGCAGUGCGUACUGAGACAGCCGCGCCAGGCGGACACGAAUGCAUGACGGCGAUGUUUUCUGCUAUUCACCGCACUCGAGCUAUGCUUCGUCCUGUUUGUCCUGCUCGUGCUGUAUGAUGUGGACGACUUUCAGAUUGUGUAUCAGUUCGUACUGCAUUGAUUUUGCAAUCGUUAGCUAAACGUUAGACGUACAGGACAUUGUAUCCCAGUAACUCAUUGUGAUCCAGACAUGUUAUC